AUGGUAUAUAUUUGGGUUGAAGUGAGUGAAAAGAUUUUCAAGUCUGUUGUCAAAAGAGUUGACCUCGUGUUACCCCGCACAAUUGCUGCUCCUUGUAUCGAAGCCAUUUCUCGAAAGACGCACGACUGUCUAGCAGCAUCUAAAAGAUGGCAUAUCCCCUUGGAUUUCCACCUAUUUUACCUUCACGGUAAACUCAACAACAUCCUCACUAGCCAACUCAAGUUUGUGCCAAGUUUCAUAGUCUUCAUGAGGUACCUCAUUAUUCCAAUCUCUGAAAAGCUCCGACUUCGUCUUCCUCGUCAAUUUCAGCUUCUGUGGCUCCGCCUUGAAUUACAGGCAAACUUUAUAGAAGAUACCGGUUUCGCAUCCCCAACCACCACCUUGUCUUUAGGUUUUUGGAAGUACUCUUCGGCGGUAACAUCAUCACCACUCGAAAAGAUUGAGACGGAAAUUUGGGAUUCGAGCGUUGUGGUAACUAGAAGAUGCACGCCUUUGGUCGUCCUUGCGCGAUCUAUGUCUCGAGAUGUUUCGAUAUUUACCAAGGGCUUUGGGUCUCUAACACUACUUUGUAAGAUGAGAUUGAACAAGCAGAUCACGCGUGUAUCUGAUGAGAGCGGGUUGUUGAAUCAGAUUUUACAGAAAGUGUUCUAUUGCUUCUACAGUAUGAAUUUAGGCGUUGAUGCAAAGGAGAAGCGAAUAGCAAAGCAUGGAAACCUCCAUACGGUUCACUUUAGGAAAAAACAUUUGAGAAUGUCCACUCAUAAGGGAUGGAAGGAGAGCGAUGUGAGGGAGAGCGAUGCGAGAGAGUCCGAAGCAUUAUUGUGUAGACUUGACUUCCCAGUAUUGUAUUCGACGAAUACCACCGUCCGCGAUCUUGAAGCUUUAACGGUAUCUCCAACGGCGGCUGAUGUCGCUCCAUUAAAAGCUAAGAUUCUCUUUGACUUCAUCCAAACUAGGAAAAUGCUGCAGGCUAUACGGCCAGCCCACUCGAUCCUCACUUUGGGACGCUGUAUAUCAUUAACCUCGCGUUUGACAUCCGCACGUGGUAACGGAUUCAAAUAUUAUUUGCAAGAUUCUCCCGUUUGCCGACCCUCCUUCGAGCAGAGGCCCAGGCUAGAUAUUCCCGUACACAUCCAGGCCGUUGACACUGGCCAUUUUCUGGCGCGAUUUGGCGAAAACCAAUGA
Messenger RNA from Lindgomyces ingoldianus, 1185 nucleotides. RefSeq lists its product as uncharacterized. The record is from RefSeq and is a predicted model, not a curated record. The transcript is spliced from 10 exons. Bases 1 to 1185 code for a protein of 394 amino acids. NCBI's taxonomy places the organism in Eukaryota, Fungi, Ascomycota, Dothideomycetes, Pleosporales, Lindgomycetaceae.